Cuscuta epithymum is the source of this 2348-nucleotide messenger RNA. The record is from the annotation of a GenBank genome assembly. NCBI's taxonomy places the organism in Eukaryota, Viridiplantae, Streptophyta, Magnoliopsida, Solanales, Convolvulaceae.
CGGAUGGAUGUUUUUCUCUGAGGUUUUUGUCAUUUCUUCCUAUAGAAGGAGAGAGAACAGAAACCAUGAAAGUUGAGGUUGCGUGUUGGGAAUUGUUUGGGUGUUGAGAAAAGCGGAGCUAGGAAAACUAUGGGUUGAAGGUUUCUUUCUUGCGCGAUCGAUGAAAACUGUGGGGGUUUUUUCUUGUUGACCUAUCGGCAAGGUGAUUACAGAAUGUGUGAAUGUAAAUAUAAUUUAACAAAAGAAACACAAAUAAAUUAAUACUGCUCUAUGUAUUUUGAGUUCUUCUUGGUAUGCCUUUGUACAUGUCCUUGAGAUAUGGCAUCUAAGAAGCGGUUAGAUUAUUAUGGAUUUAAUGGCUACCAGGUGCCGCCAACACCUCGAGCUGCCCGAUCAGCUAGGAGAAGAGGCAUUACCCAGAGGAGAGUAGAUGACAAUCAGAUGUGUGCAUUUGACUUAUUAGCUUGUAUAGCUGGCAAGUUACUGGUGGAUGGGGAAAGCUCUCCUACUGCUAAAGAUAAUAAUAUCAAGAAUGGGGAUCUGAAUGAAGAUCAUAGAACCAUGAUAGGCACUUCUUGCAAUCAAAAACACACUUUAUUUCUUUCUGAUCUUGUUUCACAACCCUCCGUGUCAAAUAACUGUUCGAGUGACAUUCCACACUCCCAAAACAGUACUUUUUCUAAUGUAGAGUUAAGUUUUUCAAGAAACCACAUUCCUCCUUGUGGGUCUUUGCCUGCAAAUAGGGAUGAUGUAAAGUUAGGUAGUUGUAAUAGAGAUGAUGACGAAAACCCUAUGAGGUCGGAUCCAUCCCUGACCUUCUAUAAUAAGGCUUUCAGGAAGUUAUUGGCAUAUAAGUGCUGGGAAUUGAAUCCAAAAUCAGAAGAUAAGGAGCAUCUUAAUGCUGGUGUGGGUGAUUGUUUGAAGCACCAAGUAUCUCUCAGAGAUUACCCUUACAAAAAAAGGAAGCUUUAUACUUGCGGCUCGGUGGGGAACUCAUCUAGUGGGCUGUCAACCUUAUCUGAAAGUGAACGUUUACCUUUUAGUCCUGGUGAUUCUCAUGUGAAACUCAAAAUUAAGUCUUUCCGAGUUCCUGAGCUUUUUAUAGAGAUUCCAGAAUCUGCAACCAUUGGAUCUCUAAAGAGGACAGUGAUGGAAGCAGUGACUGAAAUUCUGGGUGGCGGGCUAUGUGUUGGUGUGCUUUUCCAAGGCAAGAAAGUUAGAGAUGAUAAAAAGACUUUAUUACAGACAGGAAUUUCUCACAAUGACAAGCUUGAUGCCCUGGGCUUCACUCUUGAGCCAAAUCCUUCUCCAGAUACGCAACUUCUGGUGUGUCCAGAAGAGCAUAGUCAACUUUAUUAUGACUCCCCAAAACCACUAAAAAGGUGCCCUCCUGCUUGCAGCAUAGCUCAUGCUGGGGUGAAGAGGGGACCACCUAAUGAUAUCAAUGUACCCAGUGAUGAAGAAGGAACAAAUUUGAUCAAUUUCAUUGAAAGGGAUUGUGAUCUGGAUCCGUCACAUCCUGAUGAUGUCUCAUCUGAUAAAAGUGCUGCAGGUUCAAGAACACUGGUUCCUGUUUCAGGAGCAAAUAUGGAAUCUCGUGCUACAGUUCCGGUAUGGAAGCCAAAGCGAAACAAAGCAGAACGACGUCGAAUUCGCCGACCUUUCUCUGUUGCUGAAGUCGAAGCUCUUGUUCAAGCUGUUGAGAAGCUUGGUACUGGAAGAUGGCGUGAUGUUAAGCUUAGAGCAUUUGAUGAAGCUAAGCACAGAACUUAUGUUGACUUGAAGGACAAAUGGAAAACAUUAGUACACACUGCAAGAAUAUCUCCUCAGCAAAGGCGAGGGGAGCCGGUGCCCCAGGAGCUGUUAGACAGGGUCCUAGCAGCUCAUGCAUACUGGACCCAGAAACAAGCCAAGCUGAUGCAGAUCAAACACCUCCCGAAGACUGGCCUACUUCUGUAGAUGAAUCUGUUUGUUGGUUACUUGGACAUAAAUGUAAAAAUAUGAAAUGGGAAGCAAUUUUUUUAGUAAUAAAUCCAAUGUUUGGGUCCUACUGCUUCGUCAUGAGUUGUGUGAGGCGUGUGACCAUGUUGAUUCGGCACCUCUCAGCCUCGCCCUUCAGGCUAUGUGCAACUUAGUCCCGGAGCACCCGGAGUCUUUUCCGUCUCCCUAGCAGCAUUGUUUGGCACACUGUAAAUUCUUUGUGAAUAAGUGCUUUCUGGUGGUUUUCUUUUUCGAGAAAAUAAUUUUUCUGUACAGACUUUAACAUUUUCUCUAUGUUGUGGUUCCAUUUGACAAAAUUAUUUGUUGUUUUUGUUUUGAGUCUUUGUCUAUUUCUUGCCGCUUUGUCA